Molecule: messenger RNA, 3245 nt
Organism: Neocloeon triangulifer
Lineage: Eukaryota; Metazoa; Arthropoda; Insecta; Ephemeroptera; Baetidae
Product: E3 ubiquitin-protein ligase RNF19B-like
Exons: 13
Coding region: 183-2456 (757 amino acids)
Biological process (GO): protein polyubiquitination; ubiquitin-dependent protein catabolic process; positive regulation of proteasomal ubiquitin-dependent protein catabolic process
Cellular component (GO): ubiquitin ligase complex; cytoplasm
Molecular function (GO): zinc ion binding; ubiquitin conjugating enzyme binding; ubiquitin protein ligase activity
Source: RefSeq, a predicted model, not a curated record
CCAGUCGAAUAAAAUCAGAUGGUAUCCGUUCCGUUCACACCUUAUUAUUUUGAUUUUCCCAAUUUUUGACCGCCGAAACGGGCCAUCACUUUGGUCUUUGCGUCGAAACUGCAGCAGACGUCACUACCGAUCGGCAAUGAGGUGAUAAAUCGCCACGGAACGCGUGAAAGUGCAGUUGCCAAAUGAUGAGUAAGAAGUCGAGCAAGAGGGCGCCGACAACCGCUGAGGAGCAGCCAGCCUGUUCCUCAAGUUCCGGAGGCGCUAAUGGCAGACCACAGAAUCGAUUGUGGAACAGACACUCAAUCCAGCGACUGCUGUACCGAUCACUCCCUAGCAGAAUGCGAACCAACACUCACAGAUCUGCUUCGAGGAAAAGCCAAGCUAAAGAGACUGCAACUAAAUCCACAUCUACAGCAGAAGUGCAGAGCAUUGAAGUUGUGACUCACUCGCCUUCAGGUUCGCCCACUUCACAGCACAAAACCCUGCCCCUUUCUCCUCUACCGUCGCCAGCAUCGACUCCAUCGUCAUCUUCGGAACUCCAUCCACUGCCCCAGGAAAAGUCCACUAAAAAUAUCCAGAACCUGGAAUGUCCAUUGUGUUUGUCUGAACUGCCCGAGCCGUGCUUCCCGUCGCUUUCGACAUGUGAGCACAGGUCCUGUUACGACUGCUUGCAGCAAUACUUGAAAGUGGAAAUAUCAGAGUCUCGUACAUCCAUAGCGUGUCCCGAGUGCUCUGAGCGUCUGCAUCCCAAUGAUGUGAGGAUGAUACUCAACAACUCGGCAAUUUACAAUAAAUAUGAAGAUUUCAUGGUUCGCCGAGUGCUCGCAAUCGACCCUGACACUCGCUGGUGUCCUCAGCCCGACUGUGGCUUUGCAAUCAUAGCUAGUGGGUGUGCCAGUUGCCCGAAAAUUAAAUGCCAACGACCAGGGUGCCCAGGCGUGUUUUGCUAUCACUGCAAGGCAGACUGGCACCCAAAUCAGACCUGUGAUGCUGCGAGGACACAAAGGAAACCUACCGCAACCGAUCCUGCCGGCUCAGGAGGUGUUUCGGCCUCAUUUCAGCCAUCGUCUUCUCCCUCUUUAUUUGGAUUGUCCACCUCAAGAGAUUCCGACAUUAAGCCAUGCCCGAGGUGUUCAGUGCUGAUUGUGAAAAUGGAUGAUGGCUCGUGCAAUCACAUGACAUGUGCUGUUUGUGGAGCUGAAUUUUGCUGGCUUUGUAUGAAGGAAAUAAGUGACCUUCAUUACUUGAGCCCGUCUGGAUGCACAUUUUGGGGUAAGAAGCCUUGGUCAAGGAAGAAAAAGAUUCUUUGGCAGUUGGGAAUGUUAGUUGGAGCCCCCGUAGGAAUUGGCCUGGUUGCAGGAAUUGCCUUGCCUGCUAUGACCAUUGGAAUUCCUGUGUGGGUUGGGAGGAAGUUGUAUGGCAGAUAUAGAUAUUUGAGCAAGCACAAGAGGAAUUUGAUCAUCACCAGUGGCGUCAUUGCUUCGAUAUUUGUGUCGCCGUUUGUUGCUCUCACCGUUGUAAGCAUUGGAGUGCCAAUCCUCCUUUUUUACAUUUACGGAGUAGUGCCAGUUUCCCUUUGCCGUUCUGGAGGCUGUGAUGUGUCCACGAGUGGGUCUGGAUUCCACUUUGACUUUGAUGACUAUAGUGACGCCGAUGAGGAUGAAGACGGCGAUGAUGGCAGUGAUAGGAAAAGCAAUGGUGCGGAGGGGAAACGAAGACAUCACAUGGUCACUACCGAACUUGGUGCUAGACUGGGAUAUAGAGGAGGCAAUAUUGCAGAUGCUGUGCCUACGGACUCGUCAAGUAACAAGGGAACAAACCCUUCAAUUGGUGAAGCUUCUCUGUCCAUGGAUUCAGGAAGUCAUGUUGUGGAGCACGAUGAUGACGAAGAAACAGACAAGGCAGCUGGAAGCAAACUUGAAACAAAAAAAAAGAGGGGCCAGAGCAUGGAAAUUCAAGCGGACGUUCAAGCUCAUCGCCAUAGUUUGUGCAGCGAGGAAACUAUUGGUUCGGAAAAAUCAGGGAACACAUUAGAUGAUGGCGCUGCCUCUACCAGGGCUCUUGCAGGCUCCAUUUUGAGCUACAAGGUCGUUUGUGAAACUGGCAGCAAGACCGUCCCUGUGGCUGACGCAAGCAUAGAAGUGCACCAAAAUCAGCCAAGCAGCAGUACUCCGCUGCACAGAGAAAAGCGCGUGCUCCUGGAAGAGGCCAGGUCCAAAAAGUCCCAAGAAGGUUCAGAUAUAAGCCUCGAGCAUGUUCGUUUUGACGACAACGUAAGUGUGUACAAUGAAAUCGGCUAUGAAAAAGCGUCUUCAGUUUCCCGCUCUCCGUCUUUGAGGGACGGCAAAAAAUCACCCUCUGGAAGUUUAAGAAGCUCCACCUCUGUUGGCAGGGCCAUCAGACACCUGUUGAUGAGCUCGAGGAAAGAAAAAAUUGACCCAGAACAAUUGGCUUAAAAAUAAUACUAUGCAGCCACAAGGUGAUAUUGUCAAGACUUGCAAUUCCUUGUUCUCUGACACAAUUUAGCAGACAAAUUAGACGGUGGGUGUCAAAAUGAACACAAUUUCCAUGUCAUUACUGUAAUGUUCAACGUGAUAAGCUCAAUAUCUCAAAUUAUUAGGGCUGUCGCUGUUUAUCAUUAUCAAGAAACAAAAGAGCAAUGUCUACCGUUGACUUCUGCAUUGAGGAAAAUCGGUUUUGGUUUAAGAAAUUUCAAAUCUGAUUCUCACAGUGUCUGACGAACACUUAAAAGUGAUAAUUAUCGCUCAUUAAAGAUCAAAAGUAAAAUGCCUAGUCCACAAACCUUAAAAAAUGCGGCAAGCUAGAUGUUACUGUAUUCUAAAACGCAGAUGGUCUUCUUGCUCUGUGUUUGCUUCCGUGGCUUAAUCAUUUAAUCAGGAGUUUGUAAAUAAGCAAAAAGAGCUUAUCAAAUUACUGUUAAGUAAAUAAAACUGAAAUUGGAGCAUUAUUAUUCACAUCGUUGUAUAAAACAUGUGUAUGUAUAGGUCGCAGAAAGAUGGAAUUUUUCGAACUUUUCUUAGAUUGUUCCUGUAGCACAACAUUAAUAAUAAGCAGCUCUCGGAGAGAAGUUUGGAGCAACUGAAUGUGAUUUGAAUAGAUAUUACAUCUUCAUUCACUGUCUUCAAUGAUUUAAUCUUAUAACAUUGCGUAAUUUUCAAAAUUUGUAAUUAUAAUAUGUAAUGGUAUUUUUGUUAUGCUUCAAAUAUAUAACAUUUCAACGGUAA